Molecule: messenger RNA, 4878 nt
Organism: Cervus elaphus (red deer)
Lineage: Eukaryota; Metazoa; Chordata; Mammalia; Artiodactyla; Cervidae
Gene: TCOF1
Product: treacle ribosome biogenesis factor 1
Exons: 27
Coding region: 85-4476 (1463 amino acids)
Molecular function (GO): protein binding
Source: RefSeq, a predicted model, not a curated record
GCGCGAGGUCUAAGGGCACAAGGGAAGUGGCGGGCGGGGACUGAGGGGGCGUGCAGGUGAACGGACAGGCCGGGGGUCGCGGGCAUGGCUGAGGCCAGGAAGCGGCGGGAGCUGCUUCCCCUGAUCUACCAGCAUCUGCUGCAGGCGGGCUAUGUGCGCGCGGCGCGGGAAGUGAAGGAGCAGAGCGGCCAGAAAAGUUUCCUGAGGCAGUCUGUAACCCUUCUGGACAUCUAUACACACUGGCAACAAACUUCGGAGAUUGGCCGGAAACGGAAGGCAGAGGAAGAUGCGGCCUUGCAGGCCAAGAGGACCCGCGUAUCAGAUCCCAUCAGCAGCUCAGAGAGCUCAGAAGAGGAGGAGGAGGAGGAGGAGGAGGCAGAAGCCCAAACCGCCAAACCCACCCCGAAACUAGCAGCUACCAACUCCUCAGUCACAGGGACAGUUUCGUCUUCAAGUGUGAAAGAAAAAGCCAAGGCAAAGACCACGAAAGCCAGCAAGACGGUGAACUCCACGACACACCCUGCCCCUGGAAAGGCAGUGGCCCACCUCCUCGCUGGGAAGUCACCCCAGAAGACGACAGGGCCCUCAGCAAAUGCUGUCUUGGUGUCAGAAACCGAGGAGGAGGGCAGCGUGUCAGCCCUGAAAACCGCCACCAUGCCUGGAAUGGCAUCCGCCGACCAGGCUGACAGCUCCAGUGAGGAUACCACCAGCUCGAGCGAUGAGACAGACUUGGAGGUGAAAGCCGCAGUAAAACCACUGCAGGUCAGAUCCUCAGCCGCUGCAGUCAAGGAGUCUCCGAGAAAAAGUGCAGCCCCAACCCCAGGGAAGGCAGGGGUUGUGACACCCCAAGUCAAAGGCAGUGCUGUGACCCCAACCAGCGGGGCCAAGAAGCCAGAAGAGGUCUCAGAGAGCAGCGAGGAGUCCGACGAGAGUGAGGAGGAGGCCCCUGCGGGUCCACCCAGUCAGGUGAAGGCCUUGGAGAAAACCGUCCCAAUCAAAGUUGCUCCUAGUCCUGCCAAGGGGACCCCUGGGAAAGGGGCCACCCCAGCACCCCCUGGGAAGGCAGGGCCCUCAGCCACCCAGGCCAUGACGGGGAAGCCAGAGGAGGACUCGGAGAGCAGCAGCCAGGAGUCAGACAGCGAGGAGGAGACACAAGCUGUUAAGAGCCCAGUGCAGGCAAAGCCCUCUGGGAAGAUCCCCCAGGUUAAAGCCACCUCCUCAGCACCCACCCAGGUGCUUUCCCCUAAGAAAGGGGCCCCUCCAGCACCCCCUGGCAAGGCAGGGCCUGCAGCCACCCAGCCCAGGAAGCAGGAGGAGGAGAGCAGCAGCAGUAGCAGCAGCAGCGAGCAAUCGGACAGCGAGGGCGAGGCGUCCACGGCCGUGCGGCAGACUACAGGCCUGGCUCAGGCAAAGCCCUUGGAGAAAAACUCUCAGGUCAGAGCUGCCUCAGCCACGGGUGCGGGACCCUCGGCGAAGGGUGCGGUCCCAGCGCUCCCUCAGAAGGCAAGGGUGGCCGCCCAGGACGGGAAGCAGGAGGACUCAGAGAGCAGCAGUGAGGAGGAAUCAGACAGCGAGGAGGAGGUGCAGACGGCAGGGACCUCAACCCAGGCACAGUCCUCUGGGAAAGCCCUCCAGGUCAGACCUGCCUCAGGUCCCGCCAAGGGGCCCCCUCAGAAGGCCGGGCCUGCAACCACCCAGGUCAAGGUCGAAAGGGCUGAGGAAGACUCGGAGAGCAGUGAGGAGGAGUCAGACAGUGAGGAUGAAGCUCCUGUAGCCAAGACUCCAGCCCAGGCAAAAUCAGCAGUGAAAACUUCUCAGAUCAAGGCCUCCCCAAAGAAGGGCACCCCCAUUACACCCGCAUCUGCCAGGGUCCCCCCAGUGCAAGUCGGCACCCCAGCCCCCCGGACAGCAGCAACAGUGAGUACACCCACCUGCGCAUCAUCCCCAGCCGUAGUCAGGCGCACCCAGAAGCCGGGGGAGGACUCUUCAAGCAGCGAGGAGUCCGAGAGCGAGGAGGAGACAGCUCCUGCUGCCGCAGGGGGACAGAUGAAGUCUGUAGGGAAGAGCCUCCCAGUGAAAGCUGCCUCAGCACCCACCAAGGGGCCCUCAGGGAAAGGGGCCACCCCAGGGCCCCUUGGGAAGGCAGGACCCGCAGUGGCACAGGUCAAGACUGAGGUGCAGGAAGACUCAGAGAGCAGUGAGGAGUCGGACAAUGAGGAAGCGGCCGCAACUCCCGCACAGGUGAAGACUUCAGUGAAAACCCCUCAGACCAAAGCCAACCCUUCUGCCACCAGAGUGGCUUCAGCCAAAGCGGCAGCACCAGCUCCUGGAAAGGAGACCCUUGCUGUUGCUCAAGCCAAAGUGGGGUCCCCAGCCAAGGUAAAACCGCCAGCGAGAGCCCCCCAGAGCAGCGCCGUCUCUGGGAGGGGCCAGGCGUCUGUGCCGGCUGUGGGGAAGGCAGCGGCUGCAACAGCCCAGGCCCAGCCGGGGCCUGUCAGGGGCUCACAGGAGGACUCGGAGAGCAGUGAGGAGGAGUCGGACAGUGAGGGAGAGGCGCCUGCUCAGGCGAAGCCCUCAGGAAAGACCCCCCAGGUCAGAACUGCCUCAGCCCCCACCAAGGCAUCCCCCAAGAAAGGGGCUACCCCGGUACCCCCUGGGAAGGCAGGACCCCCAGCCGCCCAGGCCAGGAGGCAGGAGGAGGACUCGGAGAGCAGCAGCGAGGAGGAGUCGGACAGUGACGGGGACGCGCCAGCAGCUGCACCUUCAGCCCAGAAAGAGGGUAGCUCCAAAACUGCCACAAGCAAGACCCUGGCCUCCGCAUCCCUGGAGAAGAAAGCAGAGGAGUCCUCAACCAGCAGUGACGAGGACCUACCGUCAAGCCAGGUGAUUAAAACCCCUCUGAUUUUUGUCGACCCUAAUCGUAGUCCAGCUGGCCCAGCUGCUACCCCCGCCCAAGCACAGGCUACAGGCACCCCGAGGAAGGCUCAGGCCUCGGAGAGCACAGCCAGGAGCUCCUCUGAGAGCGAGGAUGAGGAUGUGAUCCCCGCUACACAGUGCCUGACUCCUGCCACUAGGACCAGCGUGGUGACUGUGCCCACGGCCCCCCCAAAGGCGGCCCUCAGGGCCAGUGUGGUGGGGGCCCCCAGCAGUGAGGACACAAGUCGGGGGUCUGAAGGCAAGAAACAGGAGGCUUCAGCCACUCAGGUGACCAAGAGGAACCUCCCGCUAACACAGGCUGCCCUGAAGGUUCUUGCCCAGAAAGCCAGUGAGGCCCAGCCUCCUGCUGCCAAGACCCCGUCUUCAAAUGGGACUGACAGUGCUGUGGGAACACUCUCUACGGCGAGUCCCCAGAGCACCCCUACCCCGGCCAGAAUGGCCAACAAGCUCAGAAAGCCUGAGGUUCCUGCAGCGCAGCGGGCCACAGCCACUCCCUCGGGGAACCCCACAGCCAAGGCCCCCGCGCCCUCGGAUGACAGCAACAGCAGCUCUUCAGGGAGCGAGGACGAUGCCGAGGGGUCCCAGGCGGCCCCGUCAGCCCACAGGCCAGGCCCAGCCCCCUCCAGGAGGGAGACCUUGGUGGAAGAAACCACACCAGAGUCCAGUGACGACGAGGUGGUGGCACCUUCCCAGUCUCUCCUGUCAGGUUUUGUGACUCCUGGGCUGACUCCAGCCGGUUCCAAGACUUCAAAGGCCACUCCCAAACCAGAUGCCAGCCCCUCUGUUUCCUCUGCUCCGGCCACCAGAGAUGCCCCAGAGGGCAAGCAGGAAGUGGAGCCCCAGCAAGCAGCAGGCACCAUGUCCCCUAAAACAGGCAAAAAAGAAGCUGGUGCCACACCUCAGAAGCCCGGGAAGGGGCCUGGGAGUCCCCCAGCCUCCAUGCUGGCGCUGCAGAACAACAUCACCCAGCGCCUCCUGAGCGAGCCCUGGCCCCUGAGCGAGGCGCAGGUGCAGGCCUCAGUGGCGAAGGUGCUGACGGAGCUGCUGGAGCAGGAGAGGAAGAAGGCCGUGGACACCGCCAAGGAAGGCAGCCGGAAGGGCCGCCUGGGCCAUAAGCGGAAGCUGUCCGAAGACCAGACAACCCCCAAGGCCCCCAAGAGCAAGAAAAAGAAGCAGCUGGCAGCCACAGAUGGCGGAGAGCAGGUGGUCUCCUCAGAAAAGGCCCCCAGGACUGUCAAGGGGAAAUCCAAGAAGGACAGAGCAGGUGGUGAUGUCAAGGAGAAGAAGGAGAAGGAGUCUCCCGGCUCUCAAGGGGCCAAGGAGAAGCCAGUAGGGGAGCUGGGGACCCCGAAGGGUGACGGGGGAGACCACGGCAACCUUAAGAUCAAGAAAGAGAAGAAGAAAUCCGACAAGAAAAAGAAAGACAAGGAGAAAAAGGAAAAGAAGAAGAAAGCAAAAAAGGCCUCAACCAAAGACCCUGGCUCACCAUCACAGAAGAAAAAGAAGAGAAAGAAGAAGACGGCAGAGCAGACUGUCUGAGGGACACCAGGCGGCAGAAGACGAUGGCCAGCUGCGGUGUCCAUGCUGGCCAAACCAGCAAGCCCUGCAGGGAGGCUGGUCCAAGGAAGAAGAAGCCUGCCUGGCCCCAUGACCUCUGCUCACUGAAUUCUCUCCAACGCAGGAUGCCUCAGAUGGAUGGACGUGUACAGUAUAUAUAUAUUUUUUUAAGUGACCUGCCCCUCCCUUCUCAGCCCCAACAUGCCUCAAGGCCUCAGGACUUUCUGCCUCUGCUAUAUAGAUCCAGUGAGGCCCAGUCUGCGGCUCCUUCAUGCCCUGGUCUCUGGCUGAUGCUGAGGCUCUGUCCUCCUUUUGUCAGUUUUUUCCUGUUUUGUUUGUAUGUUUUUUUUGUAAGAACUCAAAAAAUAAAAGACUUGAAGGAAA